CAUCAAAUCCCAAUGAGGAAGGAAGAUCAACAAAAGACAGCUUUUGUGACACCUACGGGCAAGUAUGAAUAUACUGUCAUGCAUUUUGGUCUUGUAAAUGCACCAAGUACAUUCGCAAGAUAUAUUACUGACUUAUUCCGAGAUUCAACAUUCGUAUGCGUCUAUUUAGAUGACAUACUUAUAUUCUCGCGUUCCAAACCGGAACAUUGGAAACAUCUGGAUGAAGUGUUGGGAAGGCUUAAGAAAGAACAACUUAUUGCUAAGCUGAAGAAGUGCCAGUUUUUACAAAGGAAAGUAGAAUUUCUUGGUUUAUAUUAUUGGACCUAACACCAUCGAACCAAUUCAAGGAAAAUGUGAAGCUAUAUCCAGGUUUCCGUCGCCCAAGACCAUCAAGGAAGCUCAGAGAUUCCUAGGAAUGAUAAACUAUUAUCGGAAGUUUAUACCACAUUGUUCAAGAUUGGCUAGACCUAUUAUUGAGUAUAUAACAGGAAAAGAGUCGUGGACUAAACCACAGGAAGAAUCGUUUAUUGCACUUAAGAAGCAUUUGAUGGAUAAGCCGUUGCUAGUUCCAUUCAAAGAAAAGGCCAGCUACAGACUCACGACGGACGCGUCGAAAGAAGGUAUUGGGGCCGUACUAGAGGAAAUGCAAGGUAGACGAAUGGUAGGAGUUGUGGGAUAUUAUUCCAAGUCGUUGGAAAAAGCACAAAAGAACUACCCUGCUUGAGAAUUGGAGUUGUUAGGAGUGAUCGCAGCACUUGAACAUUUUAAGUACGCACUCCAGGGAAGAAGGUUUCUGUUGAGAACAGACCAUAUAAGUCUACUCGCACUGAAGAACAAGCGCGAACCAAGCAGACGGCUUGCUACUUGGAUAGACAGACUGGGAGAUAAGAACGUGGUGGCCGAUGCCAUCUCGAGGGCCGAAUAUCCCAUAGAAUUGGAUGCCCUAGAAUAGGUCCCGAGAAUAGAUCCACGGAAUUGGAUAGAGGACUGGAAAAGCGAUGCUUUGGGAGCUGCAGCUCUACAGUAUCUGGAGAUAAUAGAGAACACGAAUGUUCUACCUGCCGAACGCAGCGAUUUUACGAAAUACAAGAAGAGAUUUGAACUAUCUUCGAAGUUUCGUGAGAAAUUCACGUAUAGGGACGACACCCUACGAUACGACGAACGGAUUAUCUUAGAGACUUUCCCUGAUAGUCCGUUGCAUGGAGGACACUACGGUUCCCACAUUACGUAUCCAAAGGUUGCCGAAUAGCUAUAUUGGCCAAAUUUAGCCAAAGCAAUCAGCCGCUACGUGAGAACUUGUAUUCAGUGUCAGUUGAUGAAAGCCCACCGACCCCAAAAUAAUGGAUUGACACACACCAUUGCCGAUUGCAGAAGGACGUCGGACGGAUAUAUUAAUGGACUUUAUCACAGGAUCACCACUUACAUUGAAUGGAUUAGAUAUGAUCCUAGUAGUGGUAGAUAAAUUUUCCAAACGAUGCCAUCUUAUCGCUUGCAGGAAAACUAUUGGUGGUUCACAAGUAGUUGAUCUGAUGCUUAAACGCGUAUUCGCUUACCAUGGGUUUCCUAGAACGAUAACACGCGAUAGGGACGUCAGAUUUACGUCUAACCACUACCAAGAGAUGACAAGACGAUUAGGGACAGACUGAACGAUGUAUUCAGAUACUUAACAGGCUGUUACGUAGUUAUGCUAAAACCAACAUCAAGCGUGGGACAAGUUAUUACCCCAAAUUGAGUUUGUCUACAAAUCAGCAUACAACAUUGACCGUUUGAAAUCGACUUAGGGUUCCGACCUUACCCACCGUUGUUGGACACCACCGGACAGCUGGAAGCUAGAAGCUUUAGCACGGUAGAGUUGGUUAAGAAACUUAAAGUACUAGAGCUCCGGACUAAGGAAAUGCUACAAAAAAACCAAGUUAGAAUGGAGGUUGCGACGAAUAGGAGGCGGAGAGGUUUGGAUUAAUGGUAGGAGACUUCGUCUUACUUCAUCGUGACGCAUAUUUCAAGAAAGGACCAUUUAAAAAGGUACAACCAAUAUAUGUGGGACCUUACCGUGUAGUCAAAAAGAUAAAUGACAACGCUUUCGAGCUAGAUCUACCAUCUACAGUGAAAGUUCGCCGUGUCAUCAAUAUCCAAUGGCUAAAGAAGUUUGAAGACAGAAAAGAUCAAUAUAUAAAAGGAAGACCUAGAGGACAGAUUGAGAAGGUGGCAAGAAUAACAGAAAUUGUGGCCAUUGUAGAACACAAUGAACAGGUAAAAGUCUAUUAUUGCCAAAUGAUGGACGUAGAUCCAAGAUUGACUGUAACGUAUUCGGAAAAAGAAGUAGAGAACUUAGAUGUGCCAAGGAGAGCCUCGCUUAUUGCUAAUUUCGAGCAAUUGCUGGAACAAGAUUCGAACCCAUAA
Lachancea dasiensis is the source of this 2400-nucleotide messenger RNA. The record is from the annotation of a GenBank genome assembly. NCBI's taxonomy places the organism in Eukaryota, Fungi, Ascomycota, Saccharomycetes, Saccharomycetales, Saccharomycetaceae.